Molecule: messenger RNA, 930 nt
Organism: Jaculus jaculus (lesser Egyptian jerboa)
Lineage: Eukaryota; Metazoa; Chordata; Mammalia; Rodentia; Dipodidae
Product: olfactory receptor Olfr180
Exons: 1
Coding region: 1-930 (309 amino acids)
Biological process (GO): G protein-coupled receptor signaling pathway; sensory perception of smell
Cellular component (GO): membrane
Molecular function (GO): G protein-coupled receptor activity; odorant binding; olfactory receptor activity
Source: RefSeq, a predicted model, not a curated record
AUGGUGAAAGUUAAUCAAUCCUUGACUACAGAGUUUAUCCUCACAGGGUUUUCAGAUCACCCAGACCUGAAGACUCUUCUGUUCCUGCUGUUCUUUGCCAUCUAUCUGUUCACCAUGGUGGGCAAUCUGGGCUUGGUGGCCUUGAUUUACAUGGAACGUCGACUUCACACACCCAUGUACAUCUUUCUGGGCAACCUGGCUCUGAUGGAUUCCUGCUGCUCCUCAGCCAUCACUCCCAAGAUGUUAGAGAACUUCUUUUCUGAAGACAGAAAGAUUACCCUGUAUGAAUGCAUGGCGCAGUUCUAUUUCCUCUGUGUUGCUGAAACCGCAGACUGCUUUCUUCUGGCAGCCAUGGCCUAUGACCGCUACAUGGCCAUAUGCAGCCCGCUGCAGUACCACACCAAGAUGUCCAAGACGGUGUCCAUUCAGAUGAGCAUAGGCACCUUCAUCGCCAGUAACCUCCAUUCUAUGAUUCACGUAGGGUGUCUGUUAAGGUUAACUUUCUGCAAAUCUAAUCGAAUUGAUCACUUUUUUUGUGAUAUUCUCCCACUAUAUAGGCUCUCCUGUACUGACCCUUUUAUCAAUGAACUCAUGAUAUAUAUUUUUUCUAUGCCAAUUCAAAUCUUUACUAUUGGCACUGUCCUGGUCUCCUACCUCUGCAUUCUUUUCACUAUUUUCAAGAUGAAGUCCCAGGAUGGUCGAGGUAAAGCAUUUUCCACCUGUGCAUCCCACUUCUUUUCUGUGUCAAUAUUCUAUGCCUGUCUUCUCAUGUAUAUCCGACCAUUAGAGGAAGGGAAUAAAGAUAUACCAGUGGCAAUAUUUUAUACAAUAGUAAUCCCUUUAUUAAACCCUUUUAUUUACAGCUUGAGAAAUAAGGAAGUGCUGAAUGCUAUUAAAAAAUUUACGAAGGGGACUGGAAAGAUGGCUUAG